UAGGAGAGGAGAGCUCCAUGGUCCCAUCAUCCACAUGCACUGAGUGAGCCAAGCUCAAGCUGACUGAGAGAUGCGCGCUCAUUGAGACAAGAGGAGGCGGAGGAGGAAGAGGACCUAGGGAGAGCACCGUUGCCAACAUCACGCUCGCUUGAUCAUGAUAUCCUUCACACCAACACCCGCAUCAGCCUCUCUCUGAACACAUUUCAACCCUUUCCGGAUGGACUUUUGCUGUGGAUUGUUCUAAUUUAUCUUUUUACGCACGCCCAAUUGCACCCGGAGGUGUUUAUCUCCCUUCUGCGUGAAAAGACCUGUCCGACCCAGCAGAUUAAACCAUGGAGCAUGGUCCAACAAUGAAAGUCAUGUGCUUCAAUCCAGGAAGUCGCCGCAAAGAAAACAGCCAAGAUGCAUCUUUGAUUCAUUGAUCAUCGUAGCAUUUUCAACUGUCCACUUGAUGUGGUGAUCAAAUAUUAUUUUUCUUGUCCCACAGUUGGCUGGAACAUUUGUGUGCAUUCAUUAUCGACAUUUUUUCUUCAAUAGAGAUAGAAAUAACACACCGAUAUUUGAUUAUCAUGCAAUGUGGAACAUAGAAUAUAUCAGAUGCAUCUUACAAAUCUGCCCUAAUUAGAUACUUUUGUUAUUUUAAGUGGUCCUUCAUAAAUUGAAAUAGUUUCCUGCUGCUUACGGUUACUCUCUACAAUGAAUCCAAACGGCCUCCCUGGGAAAGUUCUCCUGCUGCUAUGCACUGUUCUGUCCUUCAGUGUGGGAUUAGAGUUCACUGGUUCAGAAGGUCAGUGGGCUCGAUACCUGCGCUGGGAUGCCAGCACCAGAAGUGACCUGACCUUCCGGUUCAAGACAUCCAAUUCAGAAGGCCUCAUGCUCUACUUUGACGAUGGCGGAUAUUGUGACUUCUUACUCCUAACUGUGUUCGAGGGCAAAUUGCAGCUUCGCUUCAGUAUUGAUUGUGCCGAAACCACCAUCACGUCUGACAAAAAGGUGAACGACAGCCGCUGGCACUUUGCCGCUAUCAAUCGGCACAAUUUGCGGAGCGGCUUGGCCGUGGACGGCCAGACCAAGACAGCGGAAGUGCGACCUCAGCGACAAUUCAUGAAGAUCGUAAGCGACCUCUUUCUCGGUGGGCUUCCAGGAGACAUACGGACAUCUGCCAUCACCUUGCCUUCUGUCCGUGAGCUGGUUCCGUUCAAGGGGAUCAUCACUGACCUCAUAUAUGGGAGUAAACUGCCCACGCUCAUCAACAGUCAUAAAGUACGCUUAGAAAUGUUGGGUCUCUGCACAGAGAACCCCUGUGAGAAUGGAGGGAUCUGCUCACUGGCAGAUGGUGAACCCUACUGUGACUGCUCGAGAACUGGAUUUGUAGGCAGAUACUGCAAUGAAGCAGUCCAUAGACCAGGCCUCGCACACCUGAAGGCAGAGCAAGGUAGAAACAAAGCAAGGGAGGAAAACGUGGCCACCUUCCGGGGCUCUGAGUACUUCUGUUAUGACCUGUCGCAGAACCCCAUCCAAAGCAGCAGCGACGAGAUCACGCUGUCCUUCAAGACGUGGCAACGCAACGGCCUCCUGCUCCAUACGGGGAAAUCGGCAGACUAUGUCAAUCUGGCGCUAAAAGAUGGGGCGGUUUCCCUCGUCAUCAACCUGGGUUCUGGGGCCUUCGAGGCCAUCGUCGAGCCCGUCAAUGGAAAAUUCAAUGACAACGCCUGGCACGAUAUCAAAGUCACACGCAACCUGAGACAGCAAUCAGGCAUUGGACACGCUAUGGUAAACAAACUACAUUGUCUGGUGACUAUAUCAGUUGAUGGAAUCCUCACCACCACUGGCUACACUCAGGAAGACUACACCAUGCUGGGCUCUGAUGAUUUCUUCUAUGUGGGUGGGAGCCCCAGCACCGCAGACCUUCCUGGAUCCCCAGUUAGCAACAAUUUUAUGGGCUGCCUCAAAGAGGUAGUGUACAAGAACAACGACAUCCGUCUGGAACUGUCCCGCCUGGCCCGAAUCGUAGACCCAAAGAUGAAACUUCAGGGCGAUGUGGUCUUUAAGUGUGAAAACGUUCCGACACUUGACCCCAUCAACUUUGAGAAUCCCGACUCCUACUUGGCCUUGCCAAAAUGGAACACCAAACGCGUCGGCUCCAUCUCUUUCGACUUCCGAACCUCAGAGCCCAACGGUUUAAUACUUUUUACCCAUGGCAAACCUCAGGAGAGGCGUGAUGCCAAAUCUCAGAAAACUAAUAAGGUGGACUUCUUUGCUGUUGAGCUUCUGGAUGGGAUACUAUACCUGGUGCUGGACAUGGGUUCUGGUACAAUCAAGGUGAAAGCGACACAGGCAAAAGUUAAUGAAGGCAGCUGGCACCAUGUGGACAUCCAGAGGGAUGGUCGCUCAGGCAUCAUCUCUGUAAACAGCCGCCGGACACCUUUCACAGCCAGUGGAGAAAAUGAGAUCUUAGACCUGGAGGGGGAUCUUUAUUUAGGCGGUCUUCCUGACAACCGAGCAGGUUUGGUGCUACCCACUGAGCUCUGGACCGCCAUGUUAAACUAUGGCUACGUGGGCUGCAUCCGGGAUCUUUUCAUUGAUGGACGCAGCAAAGAUAUUCGACAGAUUGCUAUGUCCCAGAAUGUGACUGGUAUCAAGUCUUCGUGUAGCAAGGUGAUGGCGAAACAGUGUGACAGCAACCCUUGCAAGAACAGUGGGCUAUGUAAGGAAGGAUGGAAUCGCUUCAUAUGCGACUGCACAGGAACGGGCUUCUGGGACAGCACAUGUGAAAGGGAAGCGUCCAUUCUGUCCUAUGAUGGCAGCAUGUACAUGAAGGUGGUGAUCCCAAAUGUGGUGCACACAGAGGCGGAGGAUGUCUCACUUCGCUUCAUGUCCCAAAGGGCAUUCGGUCUGCUAAUGGCAGCAUCAUCCCGGGAAUCUGCAGACACGUUGCGACUGGAGUUGGACAGCGGAAGGGUCAAACUGACGGUCAACUUAGACUGUGUCAGGAUAAACUGUAACACCAGCAAGGGUCCUGAGGCUCUUUAUGCUGGUCAAAAGCUCAACGACAAUGAAUGGCACUCAGUGCGAGUGGUCCGCCGGGGUAAAAACAUCAAACUCAUUGUGGAUGACGACAUGGCUGAAGGUCAGAUGGCAGGCGAUCAUACCCGUUUGGAGUUCAACAACGUGGAGACAGGCAUCCUGACUGAGAGACGCUUUGUGUCCUCAGCACCCUCUUCAUUUAUAGGACACCUCCAGAGUCUCAAGUUCAACGGCAUGCAGUACAUCGAUAUGUGCAAGAAUGGGGACAUUGACUUCUGUGAACUCAACGCCCGUUUUGGAAUGCGCUUCAUCAUUGCUGACCCCGUGACGUUCAAGACCAAGGGCAGCUACCUGGGCUUGGCCACUCUGCAGGCAUACACCACAAUGCACCUCUUCUUUCAGUUCAAAACAACCUCUCCCGAUGGCUUCAUCCUCUUUAACAGUGGCGACGGGAGUGAUUUUAUUGCAGUGGAACUGGUCAAAGGGUUCAUCCACUAUGUGUUUGAUCUUGGGAAUGGCCCAAGUUUGUUGAAAGGCAACAGUGACAACCAGCUGAAUGAUAACCAGUGGCAUAAUGUGGUGAUCACACGAGACGCUUCCAACACUCACACACUGAAAGUUGACUCCAAGUCAGUCACCCAGAAUGUCAACGGAGCAAAAAACCUUGAUUUAAAAGGUGAUCUCUUUGUGGGAGGCCUGGGACCAAACAUGUAUCAGAACCUCCCCAAGCUGGUGGUUUCUCGUGAAGGCUUCCAGGGCUGUUUGGCCUCAGUUGACCUCAAUGGCCGCCUGCCAGACCUCAUCAACGAUGCCCUUUUCCGCAGUGGGCAGAUUGAGCGGGGCUGUGAAGUUGGUUUCACCAAAGCUGACCUGCAAGGCCCGAGCACCACCUGCCAGGAGGACUCAUGUGCCAACAUGGGUGUGUGCAUCCAACAGUGGGAAAACUUCACCUGUGAUUGCUCAAUGACAUCUUAUUCAGGAACUCAUUGCAAUGACCCUGGCACUACCUACAUCUUUGGCAAAGGAGGGGGUCUGAUCACGUACACGUGGCCUAAUAACGAAAGGCCCAGCACGCGGACAGACCGGCUGGCGGUAGGUUUUAGCACGACCAUCAAAGACGGCAUCCUCGUUCGCAUCGACAGUGCGCCGCGCCUUGGUGACUACAUCAUGCUCCACAUUGAGCAAGGGAAAGUAGGCGUGACCUUCAAUAUUGGGACAGUGGACAUCAGUGUUAAGGAGCUGACUACAGCAGUAAAUGAUGGCAAAUACCAUUUGGUUCGAUUCACCAGGAAUGGCGGCAACGCCACCUUACAAGUGGACAACUGGCCGAUCAAUGAGCACUUUCCUUCAGGCUACAGCGACAUUGAGCGCUAUCCAACGACACCUAAGAAAAUCCCAUUCAAAUAUACCCGGCCAGUAGAAGACUGGUCUCAGGAGAAAGGCCGUCAGCUCACUAUCUUCAACACCCAAGCGACUAUUUCCAUUGGUGGAAACGACCGCAAGCGGCCCUACCAAGGCCAGCUUUCAGGCCUCUACUACAAUGGCCUUAAAGUCCUCAACAUGGCUGCCGAAGGCCACGUCAAUAUCAAAGUGAAUGGCAGUGUUCGGCUUGUUGGGGAUGUUCCAGCCAGUAGGGGCGCAGCACGCACAACCACCUCAGUACCACCUGAGAUGUCCACCACCUUUAUCGAGACCACCACCACUCUGUCCACAACCACUACUCGCAAACAGCGCUCCCCACCCACCAUCCAGACGACAGAUGACAUUGUUUCAUCAGCCGAGUGCUCCAGUGACGACGAAGACUUGGAAGAGUGCGAUUCCGGACAUACAGGAGGGGAGUUAGUCAUCCCCAUCUUAGUGGAGGAUCCGAUAGACGUCCCUUCUGUAUCCACCCGUUCUUCUUUCAUCUCCCUUCCCCCAACCCUCCACCCCCUCCUCACCAUUAUUGAGACCACCAAAGAAUCCUUGGCCAUGGCCACUGAGGCGGGGGUACCUUGCUUGUCGGACCGAGGCGGCGAUGAUUGUGAUGAUGGUGGUGAUGAUGAUGGUGAUGAUGGUGAUGAUGAUGAUGGCAUGGUGAUUUCGGGGUUUGGCUCUGGCGAAGCAUUCGACUCUAGCCUGCCCCCAACUGACGAUGAAGAUUUUGACAACACCUUCUCCCUGGUAACAGAUAAGAUCUUGACCACAUCAACCUAUGAAGGCGGCUACAAGGCCCUCGCACCCAAGUGGGAGGCCAAGGACUUGAGGCCUAGCAAAGCCUCUGAGGCAGGUAGGACUACACCCACCUUGCCUUUACCCAACCCUCGGGGCACGCCUGCUGCGGCGGCCCCUUCGGCCGCGCUUCCUAAGCUACCCGCUGGGAAAAUGAACAACCGCGAGGUAAAACCCCCGCAGCCGGACAUAGUCCUGCUUCCCCUGCCCACAUCUUUUGAUCUGGACGGCACCAAGCCACGGGGUCCUUACAUCACCUCGCCCAUGCUGCGCACGGUACCUAACGCCUUACCCACGGUGCCCGGCGUCGUGCGGCGAGUACCGCCGGGGGCCUCGGAGGUGAUACGGGAAUCGAGCAGCACCACGGGCAUGGUGGUGGGCAUUGUCUCAGCCGCCGCCCUCUGCAUCCUCAUCCUCCUCUACGCCAUGUACAAGUACAGGAACAGGGACGAAGGGUCCUACCAGGUGGACGAGACACGCAACUACAUCAGCAACUCGGCGCAAACCAAUGGCGCUGUGGUCAAAGAUAAAACGCCAAGCAGCGGCACCAAAAGCGGAGCAGCAAACAAGAGACCCAAAGACAAGGACAAGGAAUAUUAUGUAUAGAAAUCAAGUCAUUUCCCAGCGCAAAGAAAACAAACUGUUAGAAACAAAUAUAUAAACAUUUUGACAGUACCAUAUUGGCAACUGUGAUCUCUUUUGAACUCAAUACUUUCUGAGUCACUGGAACGUUUUAACAAAAAAGCAACAAAAGACUCGACAUGUGACACUUACUAUUGUAGGAGUUCCAGAGACAAUGCAGAUCAUGACUGGGACCUUUUGAAGGAGUUCCAGAUGGAGACUUUUGGAAGUGCGGGAAAAAUAUCACUCUUGCAUCCACAGGAGCCCGAUUAACUGUCCGAGGUUUGUGUGUGUUCGCGCGUGUGUUUGAUCCAUCAGAGUUCUGACGACGCCCGACUUUGUCCGUUGUAACCCUGUAAAAUACCAUCACUGUCAUUUCGGCCAUUCGGAGCUUGCAUGUGAGAUGUACGUGAUUGGUGCUGGCAUCUAUGUUGGGGAGGGACCUCAAGAGGCAGUUUGGGUUUCAGUAUAUGUAGCUUUCAUGGAUGUAGUUAAGUACAGAAAUUACAUCUUUUUUAUUUUAUUAAUGUAGGAAUUGUUAGUCGAAAGAUGGCAGCACACAACACUGUGACACCCAAUAGGAUGUUAUACAUCAGUGCAUCGCUCUCUCCUUUCUGUCUCCUUAAUUGUUGACUUGAAACUUGGGGAGGGGGAAGCAUUUCCUCGAUAUUAGCUGAAUUUGUUAAAAACAAAACGCUAAUUUUAUAUUUUACUACAAGCUGUUGUUUUUUUGCUGGUGAAUUAAGAGUUGUUUUUUUUUUCUUUCAUCUGGUUUAAAUUCCGUAUUGUAGCAGGAAAUUAAAAUAUUCUUUAUUGUGGCCAGCACUGCCUGGUGACAGAAUAUUCAAGACCCUUUUUUUCGGUCAAAUGUUGGGUAAGACAAUUUGUCUCACUUGGUUUUUCUCUUAAUAGAUAUUUGACUGUACCAAAACUGUCACUCUGUGGACUAACUGUUUUGAAGAUUUUUACGUUAUGUAUUUAUUGAUUUCUUUUUUUAUCUGAAACUGAAAAAAAAAAAAAAGAUAAAAACAGGAAUAAAAUAAGGAUAUUGUUCUGAUGGAUUUGGAGAUGCAUUGCCAGCACCUUGCUUGACUUUCAGUUACAUUCCUUCCUUGGUUCUUAACUGUGAAAACGUUCUUUUUGUCUGCUCAACAUUUUGUAUUUGAUUUUUCUCUUACUGUUGUAGCUUAUUUUCAUGUAUCGUUUCUAUGAUGUUGAUUUUUUUUUUAAUUUAAUUUAUUAUCAUUCCAUUAGUUACUGCUGAAAACAUCGAUUCUCGUUCAUUUUCAAAUCAAUGUUCACUUUAAUUUUUUGUGUUGGUACUUGACUCGUCUUUUGCUCCUUUGACUCCGAACCCUGAAAUAAAAAAAAAAAAAUGUUGUUCCCAAACUUUUUA
Corythoichthys intestinalis (scribbled pipefish) is the source of this 7255-nucleotide messenger RNA. RefSeq names its product neurexin-3b. Bases 697 to 5844 code for a protein of 1715 amino acids. The transcript is spliced from 25 exons. The record is from RefSeq and is a predicted model, not a curated record. Lineage: Eukaryota; Metazoa; Chordata; Actinopteri; Syngnathiformes; Syngnathidae.